GAACUUAUAAUUGGCUCAAUUGAUAUAAAACAUAUAAUAUGCAAGAACAGAGACAAGAUCUUUAAUCCGGUUGCUAGUUUCCUUGGACGUAUUUAAUUUAUGUUUCUAAAAAAAGGUUGUGAUAAGAAGUACUUUGCUUGAAGAAAUACACUUUAUCGUGUUCCGACAUAUUAACGUGCAACAAAAAUGUCUAAAAAAGUUAUUAUUACACUGAUUCUGAUACAUGUAUGUGUUUAUGUAAUGACGUUCACUACACAAUCAACUUCCGGAGAAUCCACUGAAGCUGCUACAUCCACUGAAACGUCGACAACCAUCGAAACAUCAAUAACAACUGAAGCUUGGAUCCCCACCGAACCACCUACAACCAUUGAAGCUUCCAUAACAACCGAAACACCUACAACCACUGAAGCUCCGACAACAACCGAAACACAUAACACCAGUGAAGCUUCGACAACAACCGAAACACCUACAACUAGUGAAGCUUCGACAACAACCGAAACACCUACAACGACUGAAGCUUCGAUUACAACCGAAACACCUACAACCACCGCAUCACCUUCAACAACGGAAGCUCUAACAACCACCGAGGCCACGACAACCACGAACGUUCAUACAACUUUCGCGGCUACAACAACCGAAGAACAUUUUACAAUUUACAACAAUACAGCUACCGACGCUCCUGUACCAAGCGAAGAUGCUACACCCACUAAAUCAUUUUCAACAACAACUAUUAUUACACGUCCUUGCGAAUCUUCAACUUUAGCUACUGAGAGCAAAUGUGCCGUCCCAUCAUCGUAUAUUGGUGCUCUUGCUGUUGGAUGGACGUUUGCUGCGGUAGAACUUGUUAUAAUUAUCGCUUUGGUCGCCGUUCUUAUCAGAUAUAGGCGGGCUGCGAAACAUAAAGAGGCAAUGACCGAAGCAAACAUGAAAAAUCCAAAUUAUGAUACCCUCGUACAUGGACCUUAUGAUGGUGAUCUGCUAGAAGAUACGAAGCACACUUAUUCCAGCGUCUCUGAUGUAAACAUUACCAUGGCCGCUAUGUAAGACAAUUAUAGAACACAACCACAGACCUACAGUAUAAUGCAUUUCAGUUUAACAACAAUUCUACCACAAUGAAGUUCUUUGUAUGGAGGAGUUGAUAAUGUGAAAUCAGCGAAAUUAAUUAUUCGCUAAAAAGCACAUAAGAUGUUUAACCAGAGACAGUGUAAUUGAAGUGGUAUAGUAUUCUACUUUUUAUCUACACUACGGCGAACGUUUGUAUGCUUGAGAAGUGGAGAGAAAGUUAGUUAAAAUAUAAGUGUGAGUGGACCUAGUUUACCUACAUAAGUGUAUGGUCCAUACAGGACACUAACAUUGAUUCCAGCCUGUGUAACAUUAGCCAUGCUAAUUACACGAUGAUCUAGUAUGCAUGUAGAUGGGGAAUGUUCAACUCAUAUUGAAAUGAGACCUACAAUGUU
Molecule: messenger RNA, 1457 nt
Organism: Dreissena polymorpha
Lineage: Eukaryota; Metazoa; Mollusca; Bivalvia; Myida; Dreissenidae
Exons: 3
Coding region: 187-1044 (285 amino acids)
Source: RefSeq, a predicted model, not a curated record